Molecule: messenger RNA, 2407 nt
Organism: Cadophora gregata
Lineage: Eukaryota; Fungi; Ascomycota; Leotiomycetes; Helotiales; Ploettnerulaceae
Exons: 2
Coding region: 1003-2016 (337 amino acids)
Source: RefSeq, a predicted model, not a curated record
AUCUGACCCAGCAAGUCACCAUCCCUUUCAGGGCAGGGCCAUAACCUGGCGCGACCUCGACUCUCCCCAAAAUCCUUAAUUAUCCAAUCAGUUGACUGCAACUGUAUUGCGAAUGGGGUCAAAUCAUGGUUGUGUCAGUCACAGGCGUCGAAAUGCUUACCAAGGCAGGACUUAAUGUGAGCCAACUGUCGGCGUCAAUUUUUCUAGGUCGCUCCAUGAGAUGGGAAUGGUUCGAAGGAUAUACAUUAUCCACAACGUUCAUCACCAAGUGACGUUCAUCUAAAACUUUCAUUCAGCCAUUCCUUAUCACAACAUCUCUCCCGAUGUCUUCCCCAAAGCUAGACGUCUCAGUUCAGUUCAACGCAAACCAUCCACCCCUCCAAAUCCCUCCAGGAACCCACGACAACACCCCUUUCAAUCCUCGACAACACCAGCGCAAACUUCGCGCGCUGCGCAGCAAUAUGGUACUAUCCACCCUCACCAUCAACCAUCACCACCUCACAUCUCACAACAUCCCUCUCCCACACCCUAAAUUCCUACCGUCCAUGGUGCGGUCGUCUGUCAUACACACCCACCUCAGACCUCACAUCCUACGGUCCUCAAAAAUCUCGAUAUCAACGCAUCCACAUAACCUACAACAGAGAAACCGACAUCGGCGUCCCCCUCACAAUCGCAACAAGCCCUCACCCACUCAACACUUUCCUCCCCUUAGCAUCCACCCGACGCACCACUCAAAAAGCGUGGAACGGGUCACAACUCCCAUCAUCCACUCUCCUACCUUCCACCAAACUCUCCCUAUCAAGCAAUCCCAACUCUCCCAACCUCGUCAUCCAACUCACGACCUUCAGUUGCGGAAGUCUCGCUGUUGGCAUCUCUAUUACGCAUUGUCUCGCCGACGCAAUAUCUCUCUCGAGAUUCGCUAACGAUUGGGCAUGCAUUUCUUGGUCUUUACUGGCAAAUCCUGAAUCUCCACUUCCAGAACUCAAGCCGGUGUUUGAUCCGAUGAGAUUAGAUUCUCACGCUGCUGGAAUUAUUGACUCGCUCCCUGAUUCUGAGAUACAGGCUAAGGCGAGGAACUUGCCAGCUCAUCGAUACGAUUGGUACACAUUCGUCCCAAAGCAACCAUGGCCGUCUCCAAAACCCGCGGAUUUCGACACCACGGUCCAGGAACUGAAUGUGGAGUUAAGUCCCAGCGUCCCCAUCCCAUGGGAGCAAUGGGAUACAAACGCGGCUGUUGAGCAGAGAGUUCUGCAUUUUUCUAAAGAAGAAAUCCUGCGCAUUUAUGCUGCAGCAAGUCUUGAAUCAAGGAGAGAUGGAGAUGGAAAUGGAGAUGAAGCAGCAGAGAAAAUAUCCAAACACGACGCCCUCCUCGCCCACCUCUGGUCCCUCAUCAUUUCCUCCCGCCACCUCCCCCCAGGCACAACAUCCUACCUAGACCUCACUUUCGGGGUGCGAGCUCGCGUCUCACCACCACUCCCUGAUUCCUUUUUAGGAAGUCCGAUCUGUCAUGUUGCUAUCUCAUCUCCUUCACCACCACCUCCACCUCCACCUUCCUCUUUCCUUUACCAAUCCACAGCAUCAAGCACAACCAAAAGCAACUCCGAUUCUGAACAUCUAAGUAUCCUCGCCCAACGCAUCAGGUCUCACCUAGGCAAAUUCAGCCACGAGGAAAUCUCCUGGCUCCUACACGAUCGCGCGAGUGAGGUUGCACCGCAGAGAUUAUGGGGCGCCUGUUUAGGACGGGAACAUGUCCUGCUUACAACGUUGGUCAGGUCAGGUGUCCACGAGGUUGUGUUUUGUGAGGGGUGGAGCCCGUUGUGGGUUGAAGCUGUGAUGCCACCGCUUGAUGGUCUUGUGGAAAUUAUGGAAGGUCCUCCGUCUGGAGAGGUAAGGGGAGAUGCUGGUGGGAGUGGGAGUGGGAGUUGGAUUGAGGAAGGAGUGGAUGUCACGGUGUUUUUGGAGGGAGAAGCUAUGGAGAGGUUGCUUGCUGAUGAGAGGCUUUGGGGUGGACUUUAGAUGGAAAUAUGGGUGUAUCUGGUUUGGUGAUGGAUUUGGAGUGAGAUGGAUAUAAUUAUGCAUAGAGAUAGAUCCCAUGAUAGAGAGGACUAGAUCGUAGACAGAUGGGUGGUAUUAUCAAAUCUAGAUAGCUUAGAACCUGCAGCACCUCAAUAGGUCAGUACUAAGUCUCUAGACGGGAUACAUGACAGCCUGCUUUAUGCUAGUGCAAGAGCUUAUCGACCCAAAUUGAGUUAAUGAUAUGCAAAGGCCGGCGGAAACAGGGUCUUGAGUAAUGUACAGGUGGAUUUUGCUUAUUUGGGAAUGCGAUGUGCAACAAAUUCGUUGAGGCUGUAUUCGAUGUGGAAGCGAGUAUUAGAAAAAUAGUGAACGUUUUUGAAAAGCAAAAGGG